Epinephelus moara (kelp grouper) is the source of this 4843-nucleotide messenger RNA. RefSeq names its product protein phosphatase 1, regulatory subunit 13 like (gene ppp1r13l). Bases 212 to 2656 code for a protein of 814 amino acids. The record is from RefSeq and is a predicted model, not a curated record. The transcript has 13 exons. Gene Ontology annotation, biological process: regulation of transcription by RNA polymerase II; positive regulation of cell differentiation. NCBI's taxonomy places the organism in Eukaryota, Metazoa, Chordata, Actinopteri, Perciformes, Serranidae. Gene Ontology annotation, molecular function: transcription factor binding.
CUGAGCCAAAAUAACUCCGCUCAGUAGCUGCGGAGCUAUGACUAAAUGUCUGGAGCAAUCGCCACAAGAGAGAAACACAGUGCGAACAACCCGACUUCAGAAUCAGGAAGACAAGGAACUUUGAACAGUGCUGUACUUUCCUCUCGACUUUGGGACAGAAAAUCAUCAAGGCUGUCAUUUUUGAGGAGCCGGACGCUGCUACCUCACAGCCAUGACUUCUCAGACGAGCUUUGGCAGCAGCAUGUUGUUCCAGACGAUAAAUGAUGACCUUAAUGCAUCGCUGGCUACAGCAGAUGAGUUAUCCAGAGAGUUCAACUCCCUGCUGAAGGAGGCCUCCUCCAACAAAAACACCACAGAGUCUGGCUCUGAGACCAGGUCCUCAAUCUACAGAGAGAAGCCUCAGUCCACCCUCCUGUCCAACACCUCCAUCACAAGGGAGUCAAGUAGCAGCAAUAAUGGCAGCAUCAGCUCUAAGCCAUUCUCCCCCAGUUCAACAACUUACCGCACUUUGGACUCUGUCCUCUCCAGCAAUAAAAACACACCAUCCUCCCCCUCUAUUUACACCACCAGCCCAUCCUCCCCCUCUGUUUACACCACCAGCCCACACUCAUCCCCCAAGAUCCAAAGGAACUCACGCUCUCCAGUUCCUCGAUCCGGAUCCGACAGCUACCCAUACAGCCAGCAGAGCCCCAGACAGUCACCUCACACUCCAAGGCGCAAUUCCCCCUCUCGUUACGACAGGAGCCCACGAGGCUCAAUCAGUUACAUGGAUAGAUGCCCUUCUCCAAGCCCUACAGCAGCUUCUUUUGACCAGCCACCUUGGUCUCCCCAGCUUCACUCCUCCUUCAACCUGCUGAGCCCUCAUGACAGCAACUCAAUGGGCCGUAGGUCGCCUCGUUCAGACAGAAGCCGCUCUCCUUUGUCUUUUGAUCAUCCCAUGUCCAACACGCUCCCUCGAAAUUUUGGUGGUUUCAAGCAACCUGACGAGGGGGUGCAGCGGCAGAAGAGCCCUGGCAAGUGGAAUGAGACAGAUCUAGACGUGUCCUACGAGAAGAAACCUCACCAUACCUAUGACAAGACAGAGUGGCUACGGCCGUCUGUGCCAAAUAGCAGCUGGAGAGAAUCCAACCUCGAUGGCCCUCCUCCAGCCCAGAGCCCCAAAAAGGAUCCUCGCUCUCAGCCACUCAAGUAUUCCCAUGGAUCUCUCCCUCGUAACACACGUAUAGCAGUACCUCCAGAUGUUUCAUCCCCAGUCCACUCCCCUUACCACCCUCAGCCCAUCAUCUCCCGUAUUUCCAUUCCCCCGAGUUCUCAGUCUCGUCAGCAAAAGCCCAUCCCUCUUUCUGUCAUCAUGCGUCUCCAAAAUCCCCACUGGGGAGCAAUGGCAACCCGCCAUCCCAGAGUCCUGGGAGGAGAAGCUGAUAUGGCACCUUACCCACCACCUGUACCCAUCCCAAGGGAAUUCUUCCAUCAACCUGUGCCCCUGCCUCUGCAACACCCACCUGAGCUGAGACAGCCAGCCAUAUACAGUGAUGCGCUGAACUCAGGGGAUAUAGAUGCAGAGUUAGAGCGGCUCGACUUUGUUCAUCACCUGCCUGUGAUUUCGGAGAAUCCCAGCAUGCCAGAGGACAGAAGGGAGGGUGCGCCCCCUGCUCCCCGGCCCCUCAGCCCCACCAGGCUACAGCCAGUGGUGGCUCCUGAGGCCCAGAGCCAGGAGAUUCCCAACCUGGAGGAGCUGCUCCGCAUCCGGGCAGAAAUCCCUCGAGCCCUGAAGAGACGAGGCUCGGUGGACCACUCACAGCCCAUGAAGAGGGCCUCCCACUACCAGCCCAACCAGUACAAAAAUCUCAUCGACAAGCUGUUUCGCAGGAAGGAACACCGCCACAGGGGGGAGCAUGGUAGCGAGACUAGCGGCUCCUCAGAAGAGGAGGACUUUGCUACACCUCCUGCCCGUCUACCUGAACCCUCGGUGCUUCCUGAUUUCAAAAACUACCAUUCCAUCCUACGGCAGUCCAAACGGGAACACAGAAGUUCUGGGAAGCGAGCUCGACUCAGCCCGCUCGUCCUGCUGUUGGAUGGAGCGUUGGUUGGAGAGCUGGAGACAGUGCAGAGGGCUGUGCAGGAGGUGCAAGACCCUAGCCAACCCAAUGAUGAAGGCAUCACUGCUCUCCACAAUGCCAUCUGUGGGGGACAUUACAAUGUGGUGGACUUUCUGGUUCGCAUUGGAGCCAAUGUCAGCGCACCUGACAGCCACGGCUGGACUCCGCUGCAUUGCUCAGCUUCUUGUAAUGACCGGCCUCUGUGUGAGUUUUUGGUGAGGAAUGGAGCUGCAGUCAUGGCCAUGACAGAGAGUGACGGUGCUAUCGCCUCCCAGAAGUGUGACCCCUACGCUGUUGGGUAUGAGGAGUGUGAGAGCUUCCUUAGGGGUGUGGAGGAGGCCAUGGGUGUGGAGAACAGCGGGGUGUUGUAUGCACUGUGGAGCUACCCGGCCCAGUCGGCUGAUGAGCUGAGCUUUAAAGACGGAGACAUGGUCACCAUCCUGCGGAAACCUGAAGGGUCAGAUUGGUGGUGGGCCUCACUCUGUGGCAGGGAGGGCUUUGUUCCAAACAACUAUUUUGGGCUUUUCCCAAAGGUUCGACCAAAAUCUCUCUGCUAAGUGGUCUCUUGAUGAUGGUCAAACUGGUGCAGAGGACCGUCUGAAAAAAACUGAGCUUCACUGCUUCACACUUGUUGUUUGACAGGAAUGUGUCUGUGUGAUUAUGAAAAGGCUGUAUUGCUGCAGGGCUUGAGAAAUGGUUUUGAUCUGUCAGUCAAGGAGAGUUGAAGGAGAAGUCUCAGUAUUCAUUUUGGCCUCGCUGACAGGGAUAAAUCUUUCUAGAAGACAUCAUUUGUACUGGCUCUGAUGCAGGAUAUUUUUUCUAGUAAAGCUACAACUCUGUGCUAUGCUAAACCUCUUCUGUCAAGCUCUGCCUGUCUAUCCAAAGGUUACAAAACGGCGAUAUUCACUGCUGUUUUUGCUCAGCUGUGUUCCAGUCAGACAUUGACUUUUCUGACUCAUUGGCUGGUUACUAAUCAGAAUGCAAACAGUGACUGUUCAGUCCAUUCAUCAGCGAGGUCAGUGUAGCUGUAUGCUGUCAGCAAACCCAUGAUUGCUCAAUUUAGAAAAGGGCUGCUUCAAUCAGAGCAAAAUCAACUUCUCAUUACUGGAGCAGAGUUGUCUGCGGCUACAUCAAAGAAGCACCGAAAACUGUUAAAGAGUUGUCAGGAGUUGACAUGGAGCUGUUAUUCUUUUAUGAUAUUGCUAAAGUGUUCUCAGUGUACAUAUCAUUGUUUUUGCAUAUUAUUAUCCAGUGGAUUCUAAUAGAAAGUACAUUCAUGAUUUUACAGGCCAAAUAUUAUUUUUGAAGAGAUGUUUAAUGUGGCUGCAGACUUUCCAUAUUUUCAAAUGAGCCUCACCAAAAAUGUAACGGGUCUGGCUGGUUUAGGUUGAGGCCCUUCUUGCUGCCUGAAUAAGUCAAUUUCUAUGGAAACGUUUUUUUUAUGACAAUGAAAGUGGUCUUUUGUAGAUAUGUGUAUUUUCACAGAGGUAGAAUGGAUGUUUGGUGAUGUAUUGGUUUUGUGGGUUGCUGUGUUUUUUUUAAUCAGUUUUCAGUGUAACACUAACUGCUGUGCACUUAACCAUUACCCUCUCAAGCAUGGGCGGAUUAUGAGACAAUGGGCCUCUGGGCACAGUUGUGCAAAAGGCACCCCAGGAGCAAGACACACAGAUUUUAUAGUUGUUUAUCCUCUUUUUGAUGUUUUGCAUCUCUUUGUAGUCAUUAUGCAUCUCUGCUUAGUCCCUCUGCAUAAAGUUAUCUUGCCUUUAAGCGGGCAGUGAAGCUAAUAACAGUGCAGAAGUGACGUCUGUGUUAAAAGGAACAGCAGGUGGGAUGGGACCACAGACAGGACAGGUGUGACAUUUUGACGUUGUGUUAUGUUUGUGACCCACCAUUGGAAGAUUUAAAAAGCGGGUAGCAGCAGUUAGCAGCUAAUUAAAAAAGACAAUGAGGUCCAGGACCGCCUUACCCUCCAAGCAGAGGGACGGUAAAUGAUUGUUAUUGCUGUGUUCUGCCAUUGUUAUUGAAACCCCUGGCGACUUAUAUGUUAUAUGUCCCACUGGAGGCUGUUGUGUUACAUGUCACUCCCAUCAUGCCUCUUUUGCUUCCAGGAUACCGGCAUGCUAUCUAAAAACACACUCGUGGGUGGCAUGAUGCUGCUGGAGUUUGGUUCUAUUUAAAAAUGCAAAGGCGGCCUAAUUAAAGGGACUUCAUAGCCUUAUAGCAUGAACUCUGUGUAAAAAGGGCUACUGUGUCUCUUUACAGCCCUUUUGUAUCUCUUUGUAGUCAUUGUGUGUCUCUUUGUUGUGUUUUCGUGUUUCUUUGUAGCCAUUAAAGUCUGAUAGUAAGUGACAUUUUGCAGAUGAAGGCCAGAGGGGGCCCUGAAACUUUGGGCCCCUGGGCCAGUGCCUGAUAGGCCCAUUCAUGCUCUUAAGAGGCGCACAGUAACCAAAUGUUUGAAUACUGAAUAAAUACUGAAUAAAUACAUGAGUCACGUGUUUUUGGCUUCCGUUGGAAUUGUUUGUCAAAGCCGUGUUAUUAAAAUAAAAUAUAUGAAAUGUCCCUUACUGACCAGCAGGUGGCACUGUAUAUUCAAGUAUGAAUUCAGCACCAACUUCAUGUUUUUGUUUGUCAACACCACCUGCACAUAUGACUAAUGUAUGUUGUAAAACAUCAUUUAUUCAGGCUGUUUUGUGAAGCAUCAGGCCUGUAUGUUGUGUGUUAUAUUAAACCCUGUUAGUAUUUUA